This is a messenger RNA of Actinia tenebrosa (Australian red waratah sea anemone), 2380 nucleotides long. Its product is annotated as dnaJ homolog subfamily C member 2. The record is from RefSeq and is a predicted model, not a curated record. Gene Ontology annotation, biological process: 'de novo' cotranslational protein folding; regulation of translational fidelity. Gene Ontology annotation, cellular component: cytosol. NCBI's taxonomy places the organism in Eukaryota, Metazoa, Cnidaria, Anthozoa, Actiniaria, Actiniidae. Gene Ontology annotation, molecular function: Hsp70 protein binding; ribosome binding.
GCACGCCAUAGAAAAAUCCCUUUUACGCAUGAUCAGUACACUAAACCGCUGGACAUUAUACUGGCUCAAAGGAAAAGAAGGAAAAAAACUCCAGAAUUUUGUCACUAUUUUCUACAAUUUCGCGCCAGUAUUUAAUAUUUUUAGAGGCAAUUUGGGUUAUCUGGGAUCUCUAUAAUAUGCUUGAGCUACCGCCUGCGUUUGAGGAUGAGACUACUACAACUUUUGCAAGAAUUUCAGCUCCAGUGCUGAAACCGAUUGAACCAGUUGGUAGAUGGUAUGAAGCAUACAUCAAUCAUCGGCAUCAUAGUUCAUUAUCACAUCAUUCCAUUGGCUCGGUGGAUGAUGAGGCAAGCAGCUCUGAUGAAAGCAUCACUUCAGAUGAUGAAGAUGACACUUUUUUGUUAAUGCUGGAUCCUAAGGACUGGAAGGAUCAAGAUCACUACCGCGUACUUGGAUUAACAAAACUGAGGUACAAGGCAACAGAAGACCAAGUUAAAAAAGCUUUUAAAAAGAAAGUCCUGAAGCAUCAUCCAGACAAGAAAAAAAGCAGAGGAGAGAAAGCAAGCAGCCUACCAUCCAAUAACCAAGAUUAUUUCUCGUGUAUAACAAUCGCUAACGAAGUGUUGAGUAGUGCCAAUAGAAGACGAGCCUACGACAGUGUGGACCCGACGUUUGAUGACGUUGUGCCUACAAUAAGCUCCAACAACAAAGCUAAUUUCUUUGAUGUGUUUUGCCCUGUUAUUGAGAGUAAUGCCAGAUGGUCCAACAUCGAGCCUGUACCUUUACUUGGUCAUGAAAAUUCUACAUUUGAAGAAGUGGACAAAUUUUAUACUUUCUGGUAUAAUUUUGAUUCUUGGAGAGAGUUUUCGUACCUUGACGAAGAAGAAAAAGAGAAAGGCGAAAAUCGAGAUGAAAGGCGAUGGAUAGAAAAACAAAAUAAAGCAAUGAGACAAAAACGAAAGAAAGAAGAAGUAACAAGAAUAAGAACAUUGAUAGAUAACGCAUAUGCAUGUGACCCUCGAAUAAAACGUUUCAAAGAGGAAGAGAAAGAGAGAAAACUCGCCGAGAAAAGAGCGAAAGAGGAAGCGGCGAAAGCUGCUGCAGAAGAAAAGAUCAAGAAAAAGCAAGAAGCAGAAGAAGCAGAACGGUUGGCAAAGGAAAAAGAAGAACAAGAGGCCAAGCUCAAAGCAGCAACUGCUAAAAAAGAGAAAGAGAAACUGAAAGCAGCCAUGAAAAAAGAGAGAAAAGCGAUAAGAACUGUUUGCAAGAAUCACAACUAUUUUUGUGAAGAGGAACCCAAGAGACUAGAAGAGAUGCAGCAACUCGAUUUGCUUCUAGAAUCACUCUCUUUAGAAAAUUUACAGACAUUCCGGGAAGAUAUGGAGAAGGGAGAGACCAAGGAACAAGUGUAUGGAGUAUACCAACAACAGAUAGAGGCGUUAAAAGAACGAAGAAGAAAGGAAGAAGAAAACCAGAAGGCUACUCUUGCGCGAAGUAAGAAAGAAAGCGAAGAACGUGAAGAACAAGACCAGUGGACAAUCGAACAAACACAGUUACUCGUUAAAGCUGUCAAUCUUUUCCCUGCGGGAACAGUUUCAAGAUGGCGCGUGAUAGCCGAUUACAUCAAUGAUCAUUCAAAGGCUGGCAAACCUCGCGAACCAAAACAUGUCAUCAAGAAAGUCAAAACUCUACAGAAGUCCGAUGCCUCUUUGAAGGAUGAAUGCAACAAGAACGCGUUCUCCAAGUUUGAUUCAUCGCUUUCUCAGACCAAGACGGUCCCUAGUGAAUCAGUACCUACUGUAAGAUACGAUGAAAAAGCUCCUGUUGAAAAACCCUGGUCGUCAAAUGAACAGAAGCUUCUAGAAGAGGCUCUUCGCAAGUUCCCAGCCAAUACUCCUGAACGAUGGGACAGAAUCGCUGAGUCCAUCCCUGGCAGAACUAAAAAAGAAUGCAUGAAAAGAUACAAGGAACUUGUCGAGAUGAUAAAAGCAAAGAAGGCCGCUGCUCAAGCUAAACCAAAAUAAACAUUUACGUACGUAAACCAGUGCUACAACUGUCAUUACGCCAAAUACAGCAUUGCGAAUUGCAGCCCAUCAAACACUCAAGAGACUAAGGACCGCAGCAGCUCAUCCAAUCAGAAGGGUAGGAUAAAAUGUAACGUACACAGUGGUCAUAAAACCAUCUAACUUAAUCUCUGAUCUUACCGAGAAGUGUGUAGACGGCGGUGAUGACUAAAAUAACAGCAGCAGAGACAUAUAUAUUCCAUCCUACAGCUUCGUAAAGAAACAAACUUCCAGCGUAGAUGUCGACCUGGGUAAUAAAAAUGUAUAUAUAAUACUCUUUGUUCAGGAUUCAUCAAAUAAAAGUUUGCUAUGAAAUU